UCUCUCUCUCUCUCCCCAUUCUCAACGCCUAUUCAACAAUACACUCUCACACACACAAAAAUAUAUAUAUAUAUAAUAUAUCGAUAUAUCUAUAUUCUUUGGUGAUAUACAAUCAAAUAAUAAGAUUAAAAAAAAAAAAGUAGAAGAAGAAGAAGGAUGUCGUGGCAAGCAUACGUAGAUGACCACUUGAUGUGCGAGAUCGAAGGCAACCAUCUCUCCGCCGCCGCUAUUCUCGGUCAUGACGGCUCUGUUUGGGCUCAGUCUUCCACUUUUCCUCAGGUGAAGCCAGAGGAAAUAACUGCUAUCAUUAAUGACUUCAAUGAGCCGGGAUCACUCGCCCCAACUGGCUUACACCUUGGUGGCACCAAGUAUAUGGUGAUUCAAGGCGAGGCUGGAGCUGUUAUUCGUGGCAAAAAGGGGCCCGGAGGUGUUACUGUUAAGAAGACUGGAAUGGCUAUUAUCAUUGGCAUCUAUGAUGAGCCAAUGACUCCAGGCCAAUGUAACAUGAUUGUUGAAAGGCUUGGUGACUAUCUCCUUGAUCAGGGUUUUUGAUUUGCUUCGGAAAAUGAUACAAUGAUUAAUUAAGGUGUGACAAGAGUAUAUGAAGAUUGAUCAAACUGUUGGUGGUGUUGCCCUAAUGAUUAAGUGUGAUACUUGUUUAGUUUCUUGAGUUGUUUCGGUGGAUAUUUUUAAAUGCUAUUAUCAACAUAUCUUUGUUUGUGUA
This is a messenger RNA of Erigeron canadensis, 724 nucleotides long. Its product is annotated as profilin-2-like. The transcript has 4 exons. The record is from RefSeq and is a predicted model, not a curated record. Gene Ontology annotation, molecular function: actin monomer binding. Lineage: Eukaryota; Viridiplantae; Streptophyta; Magnoliopsida; Asterales; Asteraceae. Gene Ontology annotation, cellular component: cell cortex. Bases 157 to 552 code for a protein of 131 amino acids.